ACCAAAAUACACGCAAUUUGCUUUCUCUUUCUAUUACAUCGAUCAAUUGAAAAUGAAGGGGGAAAAUAAAGCUAAAAAAAUUAGAAAUGUUACAGAUCCAAACCCUAACUCUUUCUCUAUCUUCCCCCUCACACAUUUUUUUUCGAUCCAAGUAGCUCCUCUUCAAUUUUGUUUUUCAAUGCAAAGAGCAAAACCCUAGUUUUCUCCCAUGUUUUGACUGACAUGUAUAUUCAGGAUGUGCCGGUUUUUGUGUAAAUAGGAGAGGCAGCUAGAGCUUAACUGUUGAGGAGUAUUUCGUGUAUACUCAUCUUUAAAUUUGUGUAGAAAUGAGCUUAGAAAUUGAAGAGCAACAUUCAUUAGAUCAGCAUGCGGAUACCAGCAAGGAAUCUCAAAAGAAAUCUAGAAUUUCAUAUACUAGAGAUUUUUUGCUGUCAUUGAGUGAUCUGGAUGUUUGCAAAAAGUUACCCCCGGGACUUGAUAAAUCAAUUUUGAGUGAAUUUGAGGAUACAUCGCAAGAUCGGCAAAGUAUUCCUGGCACCUUCGCAGCUUACAGGCGAAAUGAAUGUAGUUCAUCACCGCCGACAAGAGGGGAAUCAGGUAACUAUUCCCCGGGCAUUCAUGGACGGCGGGACAGUCGCUCUAGUGGAAAGAGUGGUAGAGACAGUGAUACCCAGUCUGAUUGGGACUCUGAUCCCGGAAGACGCCAUGGUAAUCAAUCCCGGUGGUCUUGGCAAGGUCCUGAGAAUGAUGGGCUUCUGGGGAGUGGUUCUUUUCCUCGACCAUCUGGAUUUACAGCAGGAGCUUCUGCACCAAAGUUUCGAGCUAAUGAUCAAUACCAUCUAAAUAAAAGUAAUGAGCCCCGCCCUUAUAAGGCUGUACCUCAUUCAAGGAGGGAAACUCAUGACUCAUAUAAUGAUGAAACAUUUGGCUCCACUGAGUGCACUAGUGAAGAUAGAGCAGAAGAGGAAAGAAAAAGAAGAGCUUCCUCUGAGUCAUGGAGGAAGGAACAACAAAGAGCAUUCCAGGAGAAGAAGAUUAACCCUGAAAGGCGUAAAGAUGACUUCAAUUUUUCUGAAUUGCUAGUGGACUCCAAAGAUGAUAAAGGACUUGCAAAGAGAAGCAAGGAAUCAGAUGAACCUAUUCCAACAUCAAAAAAUAUUUCUGAAAAGUCAUUUCUUUCUGUACAAACUCCUGCUUCCAGACCACUUGUACCACCUGGUUUUGCAAGCACAAUUUUGGAGAAGAAUAUUGGAGCCAAAACUUCAAUGCACUCCCAUUCUUCACAUGUUGGGAGUUUUGAGAUGGAGGGAAACCUUUCAGAUUCCAAAGGCAGCCUUCUCUUUAAUGGUGUUUCUGAUGAUCUUUUGGUAAAACAGACUAAACAGCAUGAAGAGGAAACUUUGAGUGAGCAGAGGCUUGAAAGUAAAAACAUUCACUUUUUAGACAAUAAUAAGAGUGCUAAUGCUCUAAGUUUCUCAUCAGCUUCAGAUAAAUUUAAUGAGACCAUUAGCAAGGAUUCUCUUAUAUACAAGAGUUCCAGUCUUUCAGAAGUCUUUGUAGCCCCAGGAAACAAUGGAGGUAAUGAACUUGAUUCCAAGAAGUUGCUAGCAGAUAAAAUGUUGACUGAAACCUUCCAAGACGGUUCAACUUCAAUUCUAGACAUUUUUGGCAGUGCUGUAAUAGCAGAUGGAGGUGGCUCCACUAAUGUCACUGAGCCUAAUGAUAUCAAUGCUGAUGUGACAUGGUCCCUUGAUAGUUCCCAUUCUUCUAAGUUCACUCAUUUGUUUCUUGAUGAAGAGAAGAAACCAAUAGAUAAUCUCUCCCCUGGCAAGCCAAAAGACUUGCUCUCAUUAAUUCAGGGUGGUGAGAAAGGCGAUUCCCAUGAUAGGAUGGCUAGUAAGCAUGUUGUAUCAAACUUUCCAUUUCAAAUUUCUGAACCUGCGGACAAGCAUGUUAGAUCAAAUUUGACAUUGACUGGAAUUUUGAACUCCGAGCAAUCAUGGAAUAUUAAUGAUGUUAACAACUCAGCAGCAGUUCCAGCUGUCCUUACAUGCGAGGAUCUUGAAAAGUCAAUUCUGUCAGAAAGCAAAGAAAAUGAUCUGAGUUUGCUUCCUGCUAUUGAAAGAUGGAAAAUUCCAGAUGCCGAAUGUGAGAAGAAAGAAGUUAGCGUCGACAAUCAUGCAACCCAGCACCUUCUUUCAUUGUUACAGGAUAAAACAAGUACAAAAACUGAAGUAUCAUCUGCCAAUCAUGACGUCAGGUCUUCAGAAAGGGUGCAAACUGCUGACAUGGCACCUUGUAAUUCAAUAGACACAAAUGCAGAAAAUGCUUCUGGUUCAGGGAAGAGUCUAACUCUUGAAGCACUUUUUGGAAGCGCUUUCAUGAAGGAACUACAAUCAGUUCGAGCACCAGCUUCUCUUCAGAUGGGCUCAAUAGAGUCUGCUAGAGUUGAUGUAUUUAAAUCUAACGGGAUUCGUCUUAAUGUCGGAGAUGAUAGUCUUCUUCCUUCCGCCGAUCAUGUCGGGUCAAACAGGGCUAAUUUUGAAAAAAAUAAUCUACCAUUUAUGCAAAGAGAACAAAUGAAUUCUGAUGGCAUUGAAGGCCAUUCGUCACAUCUCCGAGCUGGAUUUGAAUCUAAACUUGGUUUUGACGGAUCUGCUGAAAUUGGGCUUCCUGAAGAGGAUAGUUUGCUUGGUGUUAGGAAUCCUGUGAAGCUCCAGAAUUUCAUGGCUGGUAGUGUAAAACCAGAGCUAUUGCCCUUCCAAGAGGCACCGAUUGAAGGUCCACCUUUUCUUACCAGUCCUUAUGAUAUGAGGGAGCCAGAUAUUCUAUUUCAUAAUCAUAAUAUCCAAGCAUCUUCUCCACACCUUCGUCCUCAAUUGAAUUAUGGAGGUCAUUUGUUUCAUUCAUUAGGUUCACAUCCUUCUAACACCAGUUCUCAGAUGAAGUUCAUGACUCCAGAAGGAAUCAUCCAUCAUGAUGCCCCACCAAAUCAUCAAUUUCCUGCAAGUUUGCUUCGUCCUCUUCAUCAUCCUGGCAGUGGACUAACUGGAUUUGAUCCUCCAAUUCAUCAUCCUAUGUUACAACGAAUGCAUAUGCCUGGAAACUUCCCUCCACCCAACUUGCAACGGGGAUUUUCUUGUGUUGAACCACCGCCACCUCAUUCAAAUAAUCAGAUGACUGGUUUGUUACCGGAAUUGAAUCCGAUGCACAGUUUUCAACUGGGGCAAGGGCACGGUCAGCACCAACCCAACUUUGCUAGUCUUGGAAUGCCUCCUGGCCAUGACGUUGGCAGUGGAAGCCACCAUCCAGAGCCAUUGCAGAGGCUAAUUGAGAAGGCACUCAGGUCGAAGUCAAAGCAGAUCGAUCCUUUCAGUGCACCGGGCCAUAGUGAGGGCCAAGGGAUGUAUGAUCACUAGCUAGACAUGGGUUUUCAGUAUCGAUAAUGAUUUUUGGUUGUAGUUUUGCCAAAGGAUUGUUUCUCUUCGAGAAUUGAGGAUAGGUUUGAAGUUCAUAACUCUGGAGGGGAUUACUGUGGCUCACUAUAAUUAAAAUGAUCAUUAUCACACUUGAAAUUGGCAUUUUGGUUGCAAUUGCCCC
This is a messenger RNA of Hibiscus syriacus, 3600 nucleotides long. RefSeq lists its product as uncharacterized. NCBI's taxonomy places the organism in Eukaryota, Viridiplantae, Streptophyta, Magnoliopsida, Malvales, Malvaceae. The coding region runs from base 327 to 3419 and encodes 1030 amino acids. The record is from RefSeq and is a predicted model, not a curated record. The transcript has 11 exons.